AUGGACGGUCCUGAUCAGAUUGGGCCCAGUGUGGCCCCGAAGCGGACAAUUUCAGACAAAUUCAGGCGCAUUGUCAAGGCCUUUACCACCAAAGAGGGUCUGGUGGGCGACUAUGACUACGGCUUUCUAUUCACACCCAAUCUCCCGUUCAUGAAGAACGCGCGCAAAUCGGCUCCCUUCUUUGGACUCAAUGAUCGGAUACCGGUACUGCUGGCUUUGCUUCUUGGCCUCCAACAUGCACUGGCUAUGCUGGCGGGUGUAAUUACUCCUCCCAUCCUUCUCAGCGGUUCGUCCGGGGCGAAUUUCGACAAUGAACUUUCGCAAUAUCUCGUCUCAACGUCUCUUAUCGUGUCAGGCAUCCUCUCCGCCAUCCAAAUCACACGGAUGCGCAUCUACAAGACCCCAUACUACAUCGGAACCGGUCUGAUCUCCGUCGUCGGGACUUCGUUCACCACAAUUACUAUUGCAACAGGCGCCUUCGACCAGAUGUACUCGAGCGGGUACUGCCCCGUCGAUGCUCAUGGCAAACGACUGCCAUGCCCAAACGGAUACGGCGCCAUUCUAGGGACAUCCUGUCUGUGCGCUUUGCUUGAAAUCGGUCUGUCAUUCACCAGUAUCAAGGUGUUGAAACGCGUCUUCCCGCCCUUGGUGACCGGUCCGACCGUUCUACUCAUUGGCGUCAGCCUCAUUCAAACCGGGCUGGAAGACUGGGCAGGCGGUUCAGGAUCCUGUGGAACGGACCCGUCUGCGCGCGCUCUCUGUCCAGACCCUUCCGCGCCGCAUGCCUUACCCUGGGGGAGUGCCGAAUUUAUUGGGCUAGGCUUUCUCGUCUUCCUCACCAUCAUUCUCUGCGAGCGAUUCGGUUCGCCUAUCAUGAAGUCCUGUUCGGUAGUUGUGGGUCUUCUUGUCGGAUGCAUCGUGGCCUCUGCGACGGGUUAUUUUGGGAGAUCCGGAAUCGAUGCGGCGCCGGUGGCGUCCUUUGUCUGGGUCCAUACGUUCCCCUUGAAAAUUUAUGCGCCGCUCAUCCUCCCCUUCCUGGCCCUCUACAUCGUGCUGAUGAUGGAGAGCAUCGGCGACAUCACCGCGACUUGCGAUGUCUCGCGUCUCGAUGUCCAGGGCGACAUGUUCGACUCGCGGAUCCGCGGUGGAGUGCUGGCAGAUGGGUUGAACGGCCUGCUGGCCGGGCUCUGCACCAUCACGCCCAUGUCGACAUUUGCGCAGAACAACGGCGUGGUGGCGCUGACCAGGUGUGCGAACCGCAAGGCGGGCUACUGCUGCUGCUUUUUCCUGGUCGUCAUGGGCAUCUUUUCCAAAUUCGCGGCCGCGUUGGUCGCCAUUCCGUCGUCGGUGCUGGGCGGCAUGACCACCUUUCUGUUCUCCUCGGUGGCCGUAUCGGGCCUGCGCAUCAUCUCGACCGUGCCCUUCACGCGCCGCAAUCGCUUUAUCCUAACGGCCUCUUUCGCCGUGGGAAUGGGGGCAACGCUCGUCCCGGAUUGGUUUUCCUACGUGUUCACCUACAGCGGCGACAAUAAGGGGCUGAUCGGCCUCAUCGAUGCCAUCGAACUGGUCAUGUCGACCGGGUUUGUGGUGGCGGGCUUCCUGGCGCUCAUCCUGAACCUGGUCCUGAAAGAGGACCCAGAAGACGAGGCGGACCUCAUCACGGCCGACCUGGCCCAGGAGGCUGAUGACCGGCGGGAUUAUUACUGGGAAGAUUGGGCCUGGCUGAGCCAGUGCGUUGGUUGGUAUAUUUGGAAGUCGCGUGGUGGUAGACAGGGCUUGGACGCGUUGGACGCCUCAAGAGAGCGGCAGGCACUAAAGUCCCGCCUCGGGAACAUUCCACUCUGUGUUCCUGCAGAGCUCCGUUUCUUUUCAUGGGAAUCGACAAGGCUGACGACUUAG
Messenger RNA from Rasamsonia emersonii CBS 393.64, 1899 nucleotides. RefSeq names its product Purine permease. Gene Ontology annotation, molecular function: xanthine transmembrane transporter activity. Gene Ontology annotation, biological process: transmembrane transport; xanthine transport. Gene Ontology annotation, cellular component: fungal-type vacuole; membrane. Bases 1 to 1899 code for a protein of 632 amino acids. The record is from RefSeq and is a predicted model, not a curated record. Lineage: Eukaryota; Fungi; Ascomycota; Eurotiomycetes; Eurotiales; Trichocomaceae. The transcript is spliced from 7 exons.